Molecule: messenger RNA, 5345 nt
Organism: Anopheles cruzii
Lineage: Eukaryota; Metazoa; Arthropoda; Insecta; Diptera; Culicidae
Gene: svr
Product: carboxypeptidase D
Exons: 12
Coding region: 208-4566 (1452 amino acids)
Biological process (GO): proteolysis
Molecular function (GO): metallocarboxypeptidase activity; zinc ion binding
Source: RefSeq, a predicted model, not a curated record
CGCACGUUUGCUUCCGUGUCUGCCCCCAACAGGGAGGGUUACAGGCAAAAUACCGUUUUCCUUCACCGCGGGUGGAAAAUUGGUUCGUGAUUGUUGGUGCGAGUGGAAGUGUGGCGUAGGAGCAGCAGUGUAAUCCGAGGCUCGUAAAGUAGCCCCAUUCGUCCCCGUCGGCCGAGGCUCGUUCCUCGCCGCACCACCGGAGGCGUAAUGAUUGGGAACGCGAAAUUGUCGCUGUUGGCAGUAAUUGCCGUGGCCAUUCUGGCACUGUUAACCAUGUGCGCUGGCUACACGCUACAGAAGAGUAGCGGCAUCGUUCAGGACGAAAGCUUCCUGCAGGAACCGCAUUACCGUGGCAACGAUGAGCUGCUCGAUGUGUUGGCGCACAUGCAGAAAGACUACCCGGAGCUGGCAAAGGUGCACACGAUCGGCCAAUCGCUGGAAGGUCGACCGCUGUCCGUGCUCGAGAUACGUCCGAACGUAAACCGACCGCGGCCGCUGCUCAUGCCCAUGUUCAAGUAUGUGGCAAACAUGCACGGAGACGAAACGGUGGGCCGCGAGUUGCUCCUGUAUUUGGCCCAGUUCCUGCUGGCCAACUACGCGACGGAUCCCGAAAUCGGAGCUCUCGUAAAUGAGACCGCCAUCUACCUAAUGCCCUCCAUGAAUCCGGACGGCUACCAGCGUUCACGGGAAGGUGUCUGUGAGUCGCCAGCGAACUACGUCGGACGAUACAAUGCAGCGAACGUAGACUUGAACCGUGAUUUUCCCGAUCGGUUCGACGACGAACACACCCGACGGUUGGGGCUGCAACGUCGCCAGCCGGAAACAGUUGCCGUGAUGAGCUGGAUUCUAAACAAUCCAUUCGUCCUUUCGGCCAACCUGCACGGUGGUGCGGUUGUUGCCAGCUACCCAUACGACAAUUCUAUUCACCACCACGAGUGUUGCGAAGACAGCCCAACGCCGGAUAAUCGCUUCUUCAAGUAUGCUGCCCUAACGUACGCCGAUAACCACCCCGUUAUGCGCCAGGGACGCGAUUGUAACGAAACCUUCCAGAACGGCAUCACGAACGGUGCAUUCUGGUACGAGCUGAGCGGUGGCAUGCAGGACUUCAACUACGUUUAUACCAACUGCUUCGAGGUAACGCUGGAGCUAAGCUGCUGCAAAUUCCCGUUCGCCAAGGACCUGCCAAAGGAGUGGAACAAAAAUAAGCGCAGUCUGCUCGAGUAUAUGAAGCUUGUCCACGUUGGAGUGAAGGGACUCGUUACCGACAGUGCAGGUUAUGCGAUUAAGGAUGCCGAUGUAAUCGUCAGUGGCAUCGACCGUAACAUGCGCACCAGUGACCGUGGCGAGUACUGGCGCCUGCUGGUUCCAGGAAAGUACAACAUCCGCGUCGAAGCCGUCGGCUACCAUCCGAGCCAGGAGGUUUCAGUGCAAGUUACGGCCGAUCACCCGUUGGUGGUAAACUUCAGCCUGAAAAGCUACGAGAUUCUAGAAGCGCCGUCGAAGGCCGAACAAGUGCGCGUCGUGCGCGAAGCAAUCGAUUCGUACGGUUUUGUGAAAACCCCCGACUUUACGCAUCACAACUACACGGCCAUGGUGAGCUACAUACAAGACCUCGCCGCUAACUAUCCGGCAAUCACGCGUCUCUACUCGAUCGGUAAAUCGGUGCAGGGGCGCGAUCUCUGGGUGAUGGAAGUAACCGAGGGGCCCGGCAAACACGUUGCCGCCAAACCGGAGGUGAAGUACAUCGCCAACAUGCACGGCAACGAGGUGGUGGGCCGCGAGCUGUUGCUGCUGUUGGCCAAGUAUCUGUGCGAAAACUACAAUCAAACCGAGCGCAUUACGAAACUGGUCAGCCACACGCGCCUACACAUACUCUUCAGCAUGAACCCGGACGGGUACGAAGUGGCCGACAUCAACGAUAAGGACAGCCUGAAGGGACGCUCGAACGCGAACAAUGUCGAUCUGAACCGCAACUUUCCGGACCAGUUCGGGCACAAUCAGUACAACGCUCGGCAGGAACCGGAAACCCUGGCCGUUAUGAACUGGUCGCUUGCCAUUCCGUUCGUCCUUUCGGCGAACCUGCACGGAGGUGCGCUUGUGGCUAACUAUCCGUUCGACGAUUCACCAAAGGACUUUGCCUACUCCGGUGGCUACAACGAUCCGCGUACGAAGAAAAAUCCCACGGAGGAGGACGAACUGUUCCAGUAUCUGGCCCACACUUACGCAAACUCACACACGACGAUGCGGCUAGGGAAACCGUGUCCGAACUAUUUGCGCGAAAAGUUCCCAGAAGGCAUCACGAACGGUGCCGCAUGGUACAGCGUCACGGGAGGCAUGCAGGACUGGUCGUAUGUCGUCGGUGGAGCGCACGAGCUGACGCUCGAGGUCGGUUGCGACAAGUUUCCUCCGGCCUCCCAGUUACCCGACUUCUGGAAGCAAAACCGGGAAGCGCUGCUGCAGUACAUCGAGCAGGCACAGCACGGCAUUACGGGGUACGUCCGCAGCACAAUCGGGCACCCGAUUGGGCGGGCCAGUGUGCAGGUUAAUCAGCUCGAGCACGUCACCUACACCGCGCCCGACGGUGACUACUAUCGGCUGCUACUGCCGGGACUGUACAAUGUGACCGCCGAAGCGGAAGGCUAUGAACCGCAGACGCUGCAGAUUCGUGUUCCACCCGAAGCGACCCGGGCGGUCAUUGUUGAUUUCCAGCUAAUGCGUGACGAUCCGCAGCACUGGUCCUCCGCGUACGACUAUCGGACACUGGAGAACGUCAUCCAUACACGUUACCACACGGACGCGGAGCUCAAAACAACCAUGGCCGAGUUCGAGAAUAAGCACUACCAAUCGGUUUCGCUCGAGUUUGGCGGAAAUGAAGUGUCGAUAGCUUAUCCAUCGGUGAAGGUGACCGAUUCGAUCGGUACACCGGAGGAAACGAAACUGCACAUCCUCAUCAUCUCGUCGCUUUUCCAAACGGCCGCCAUCGGUAGGGAAAUGGUCAUGAAUCUGGCACGCCAUGUGCUUGCCGGAUACCUUAUCAAGGAACCCCUGCUCAUUCAACUGCUCCAGAACGCGGUGCUUCACUUCGUACCGGUAAAGAACGACUUCGACGAGAUCCUGAAUCAGUACCGUGCGAACACGUCCAUCUGCAACCCUAGUCUGCACACGGACGAGCUGGCCGAUAAACUGCUGAACGCUGAAACAGACCACCAGAAAGAUAUGUUCCUUCGUAUGCUGAAAGACGAGGAGUACGAUUUGGCCCUCACAUUCUCCGCCGGUGGACACGAUAUAUUCUUCCCGAACACUGACGACAAGGUCGCGAUCUACUCGCGGUUUGCAGAGAAAAUCAAAGGUCACAAGUACCGACAGCCAGCCCAGAGCACGGAACGGUGUGCCGUCGAUGCCGGAAUGUUGCACCAGAUCGAAUCGACACAGCGCCUCACGAACGCUAUCCACAACCUGUACGAAGUCCCACUGUUUACGGUGCAACUCGGGUGCUGCAAGAUGCCCCUGGAAGCAAAUAUUGCCACCGUUUGGCGCCAAAACUUGGAGCGUAUGAUUAACUUUCUUCGACUCAUUGACACCGGCAUCAAGGGCUUCGUGAAGGAUGUGAACGGAAACGGUCUGCGGAAGGCAAUACUACGAGUACGGGGCAAUACUCUUAUCUACAAAGUAACCCCGAAUCUGGCCCACUUCCGCAUCGUUCUGCCAUCCGGUUCGAUGGAGAUCGAGAUCAGCUGCUACAACUACACCUCGCGCAUCGUGCCGAUCACACUGAACGACAAUCAGAUACUGGAUCUGGGUGAUAUCGUGAUGCAGGAAUCGGCACGACCUCGGGAAGGCAUCGUCGCGGCACCCGUCCCACUCGUACCGGAACAAGCACAGCCCGAAAAGCACAAAGAGUUCGCGGUGCUCGCACCGAUGAAAACGAUGAAAGUAUUUCCCCAAGACGGUGGCGUGGCCGUGAGUCCACUAGUGAGCGGCAUCGUGCUCGAUGAGGAUAGCCAUCCGCUACCGAACGCAAAGGUCUACAUUACCGAUGCCGAGCACCGUGAACAGAUCUUUGCCACAGGCCUUACGGGUGCUCUGGGCAAGUUCCAGUUCGAAGGCGUUCCGGCCCAGAAGGAAAUAGUAGUUCACGCCGAACCGGACGGUUACCUGGCGGGCGAAAAAAAAAUCCGCCAGGGACCAUUGGGUGGUAUGACCGGUAUCAUCUUCCGGCUGGUGCGCGACGAACGUGUGCUCGGCAUGCCACGGCUCCUGUUCGUCAUACUGGCCGGCUGUGCCGCGGUCGGAAUCAUCGUCUGUGGCGUCCUGUGCUUCACCUACAUACAGGCUCGACGGCGGAACUCGCGCUACUACUACAACUUUUCGCUGCUCCCGCAAAAGGGCGACGUAAACCGGAAACUGUUCGACGACGACGAGGAAACGGAACUGUUCCGUGCGUCCACCAAAAAGCUGCAGCCAUAUUUCGAUGACGAACGGGACCCGCUUACCGACACGGAAGACGACAGCGAGGAGGAAAUCGUGAUGCUCAAUCCGUCCUUCCGCUCCGCCAGCCAAACGUAACACUUAAUUUGAACCUUUCGCUGUUUCUCAAAUUUGGUGUCUGUCCAACAGACAUGCAAUGUAACCAACAGACUCCGCGUCCUGCGCCUUCCAUCUCAACGUCCUUAUAAUUAUGCUUUUACUAACGAUCAAAUCAAUGUGCAUUACUUCCACGGAACGGCGGGUAGAAAGGGAAACCUUUACUCCAUGUUGCCAGGAGGCAGUAGAUAGUUUAGAAGCGGGUAUGUGCAGUGGAAUUUACUUCUGCUGGUGACGAUCACAGUGAUAAAACGGUACAACGAUGUGGGUGGUCAGAGUGCUGCCGGCAGGAGGAGGUGCAGCAUCAGCAGCAGCUGGUCCUAGAUCCGAAACGUAUUGCACCGACAGUGCAGCGGCCGAGGGUGAUAAUGAGAACCGUAACCAUUCCAUGCUAAUGAAAUUCAAUGUAUGACGAACGACAGUUUUGAGGAUGUUCAGAAACGCAUCGUACGAAAGGGUAGCUGACAAAGAAAUCCACUUGCCAGCGAACGUUAAAAAUGUGUCUGAUUAUGACUCGCAGAAUGGGAACCACACGUUACAAGUUAUAUAAGACUAUCAAUUUCUCUCUAUCUGGACGAUUGAAGUCAAGUAGGCGACGUUCCGUCGAGUAAACGCAAAGCAGAACCAUGGCGGUGUGUGUACAUGUGCCCCAUCAACGGUUCGCUGAGAACGCCCGGUGCAUCCUCGGAACGUUUGAUAGGUUAAUUUAUUAUUUUUAUAAGGAAAACAAUAAACGUGUGUACGUGGUGGUGUAACAUGAA